CUAGCGAGCGGGACUGACGCGCCUCGCGUACGCUACAAAUGUGGUGAUCAGUGAACUAGCAUGCACCCUUGUGUGGAAGUGUGACAGUGACGCUAUGUGGAAGUUAACACUGCCCGUGCUGCUGCUGAUAGUGGCUUGCCGCGCGGAAUUCCAAGAGAGAGUAUGCAUUGGGACGAACGGACGGAUGUCGGUUCCUUCGAAUCGCGAUACGCACUACCGGAAUCUUCGAGACCGCUUUACAAACUGUACCUACGUCGACGGCAACCUCGAGCUGACAUGGCUUCAGAACGAGACCAUGGAUCUAUCCUUCCUCAAAUAUAUAAGAGAAGUGACCGGAUAUGUUCUCAUUUCACACGUAAAUGUACGUCAAAUCAUCUUGCCACAACUGCAGAUUAUUCGUGGUCGAACAUUGUUCAAACUCAACAUAAGAGAAGAACAAUUCGCUCUUUUAGUUACAAUGUCCACAGCCUUUACCCUAGAAUUGCCAGCGUUACGAGAUGUACUGCGUGGCAGUGUCGGCGUUUAUAAUAACUAUAAUCUAUGCCAUGUGAAAACCAUCAAUUGGGAUGAGAUCAUAACUGGCCCCAACGCUACCUACGUGUUUGUAUACGACUUCCAAGCGGCGGAAAGAGCAUGUCCACGAUGCCACGAAAGCUGCGAAGCUGGCUGUUGGGGAGAAGGUCCUGAAAAUUGCCAAAAAUUCUCGAAAAUUAACUGCAGCCCACAGUGCGCUCAAGGUCGUUGCUUUGGACCAAACCCUCGAGAUUGUUGCAAUACAUUUUGUGCCGGUGGUUGUACCGGUCCUUUACCCAGUCAAUGCCUCGCCUGUAGAAACUUUUACGAUGAAGGCACUUGCUCCCAAGACUGCCCUUCUAUGCAAAUAUAUAACCCGACAAAUUAUUCCUGGGAACCGAAUCCAAAUGGAAAAUAUGCGUACGGUGCUACAUGUGUACGAAAUUGUCCGGAACAUCUUUUAAAAGAUAACGGCGCAUGUGUUAGAAGUUGCCCUCCGAAUAAAACCGCAGUAAACGGAGAAUGUAUACCAUGUAAUGUAACCUGUCCAAAAACAUGCCGUUCAGAGAGACCAAUACACUCCGGAAACAUAGAAAGUUUCCGAGAUUGUACUAUUAUAGAUGGGUCAAUUGAAAUUCUGGAAAUGACAUUUACGGGAUUUCAACAUGUAAAUUCUGAUUAUUCAUUCGGUGAACGUUAUCCUAAGAUGGAACCAGACGCCCUUGAGGUAUUCAGCACUGUACGCGAGGUGACAGGGUACUUGAAUGUUCAAGCUGUCCAUCCUAAUUUUACAAGUCUUUCAUAUUUCCGCAAUUUGGAAGUUAUUGGAGGACGUCAAGUAGUAGAGAAUUUAUUCGCCUCUUUGUACAUAGUCAAGACUUCUCUUAGAUCGUUGGGAUUGAGAUCGCUUAAACGGGUGAACUCUGGUGCUAUUGCCAUAAUGGAAAAUCGUAACCUCUGCUUUGCUGAAAAGAUAGCUUGGAAUAAGCUGGUCAAAUCGAAGGAUCAUAAACAGAUCAUCCAGAAGAAUGGUGAUCAAAGAACAUGUGAAAAAGCAAAUUUAGUGUGUGAUCCUCAAUGUUCCGCGGACGGUUGCUGGGGGCCGGGACCAGAUCAGUGCCUCUCGUGUCAAAACUACAAAGUUGGCGAAACCUGUAUUCAGAACUGCAGUGUACAGCCAGGAUUAUAUCAAGCUGGUUCCAAACUGUGUAGACAGUGUCACUCGGAGUGUAUAGACGGAUGCACAGGUCCUAGCCGAGCGAAUUGCACUAGAUGCAAACAUGUCCGUGACGGACCGUAUUGCGUAGCUGAAUGCCCUGAAAGUAGAUAUCCAUCAGGAAACGGUACUUGCGAAUCUUGCCAUUACAAUUGCUUCAAUGGAUGCACUGGCCCUGCCAAUACAGUCGCCGAAGGUGGGUGUAAUUUUUGCAAGAAGGCAAUCAUUAGUGUUGAAGCAACUGUUGAAAGCUGCCUUGCAGAAAAUGAACCAUGUCCAGACGGUUAUUACAAUGAAUGGGUGGGUAACGUAAAGCCUUUAGAAGGCAAAGUAAAAGUAGUUUGUCGAAAAUGCCAUCCACUAUGCAAGAAAUGUACUGGUUUUGGUAUUCAUGAAUUAGUGUGCAAAGAAUGCAAUGGAUAUAAGAGAGGGGACCAGUGUGAGGAUGAAUGCCCCACGGACCAUUUUACUGAUGAAAAAUUCAAAACCUGCUCGCCAUGUCACCAUGAAUGUAAUGGCUGCACUGGACCGUCCUCGACUGAUUGUAUUAAAUGUCAUAAUCUAAAAGUGUUUCUUGUCGAAUCAUCUGAUAAUGUAUCAGCUUUCAACUGCACUGAUACUUGUCCUGAAAGCCUUCCACAUAAGAUUUAUUUCGAUGAAUUACAUCAAAAUCCAAUCGAAGAACCUUUUUGCUCUAAGUUAGCCAAUGGUUUACCUAAUAUGACCACAGCUAGAACACCAACAGUGUUAAUAAUAAUUUUAAUCAUAGCUUUCUUACUAUUAGUGAUUCUUGGAAUAAUAGGUUAUACUUGUAGACAAAAAGCAAAAGCAAAGAAAGAAGCGGUUAAAAUGACCAUGGUGCUAACCGGUUGUGAAGAUAACGAACCUUUACGCCCAACCAACGUAAAACCUAAUUUAGCGAAACUGAGAAUUGUAAAAGAAGCUGAACUUCGUCGAGGUGGCAUGCUUGGUUUCGGUGCAUUUGGAAAAGUGUACAAAGGUGUAUGGGUCCCAGAAGGAGAAAAUGUUAAGAUUCCAGUUGCAAUUAAAGUUUUGAAAGAAGGUACUGGAGCAAAUACCAGCAAGGAAUUUCUAGAAGAAGCUUACAUUAUGGCAAGUGUUGAACACCCUAAUUUAUUACAAUUACUAGCAGUGUGUAUGACAAAUCAAAUGAUGUUGAUAACGCAGCUUAUGCCAUUAGGUUGCUUGCUUGAUUACGUAAGAACUCAUAAGGAAAAAAUAGGAUCUAAAGCAUUUUUAAAUUGGUGUACUCAAAUUGCGCGUGGCAUGGCAUACUUAGAAGAGAAACGUUUAGUACAUCGUGAUUUAGCAGCUAGAAACGUAUUAGUACAAACUCCAAACUGUGUCAAAAUAACAGAUUUCGGUUUAGCUAAAUUAUUAGAUAUUAACGAAGAUGAAUAUAAAGCUGCCGGUGGCAAAAUGCCAAUAAAAUGGUUAGCAUUGGAAUGCAUACAACACAGGAUAUUCACACAUAAAAGUGACGUCUGGGCAUUCGGUGUAACCAUUUGGGAGAUAUUAAGUUACGGCGCACGUCCAUACGAAAACAUUUCGGCAAGGAAUGUUCCGGAGUUGAUAGAAAAUGGCUUGAAACUACCACAACCCAGUAUCUGUACAUUGGAUAUAUACUGCAUCAUGGUAUUAUGCUGGAUGCUGGAUGCAGACAGCAGACCAACAUUUAAACAACUAGCUGAUACGUUCGCUGAAAUGGCAAGAGAUCCGGGCCGAUAUCUCGUGAUACCAGGAGAUAAGUUCAUGCGUCUCCCAUCCUAUUCUACUCAGGAUGAAAAAGAAUUGAUAAGAAAUUUAUCAUCAGCAAUGGAAGGACCAGAACCACUUGUUGAGGCCGAUGAGUACUUACAGCCCAAAUUCAAGACUUUACCGGGAACAGCGACCACUUCAGUAGUAAGUGUCGGUAUCGAGACACAAACCAGUUCCCUCAAACCUUGUACGUCGUCGUCGUGGGCUAAUAAUGGAACUGGACCUGAUUGUGUCACCACAGACGGUUCUAAUAAACCAGAAAUUUGGGAUCACGAACUUUUAAGAUACAAUCACCAAAAUAACACUGAUGGUCCCGAAAUGCGGCAUUACUAUAACAACGGUGUCUGCGCCACGGACAGCUCAAGUUCGAGAUACUGUAGCGACCCUAUGAAAAUCCGCCCGGACGGUACACUAGAAGGAAACUUUGAUACAAUAUCGAAAACUAAAGAAGCUCAAGUGGGUAAUCUAAAAUUGAAUCUUCCUCUGGAUGAAGAUGACUAUUUAAUGCCAUCACCACAACACAAUCAAAACUCAUCAACAUACAUGGAUUUGAUUGGAGAGGGUGGUGAGAGUCAAGACGUGAAAGAACUCCAUUUUAGUAGCUUCGUGGGCCCAAAACGAUGUGUCGACAAUCCGGAAUAUUUAAUGUCGGAUGAAAGCGUCCCGGCUCAAACGUUAGGCAUUCCCACGGAGCCAGUUCCUCUAGAGUCUUUGUGCGUGAGUGAAGGUAGCGGAAGCGAGAGCACACCUCAGCCUGGCACGAGCAAAUACCUACCGCAGAGGUCGGUCGAAGAGGAGUCUAUGUCGGAUCACGAAUACUACAACGACUUACAACGUGAACUUCAACCCCUCCGGCGAAACGAGACUACAGUGUGAAAGUUUCUUAAUUACAGUGUGAUGAUAUUACAACGUAUAGACUGAUCUCCCCUGAAUAAUGACUGUUAUAAAAUUAAUGUGCGCAUACGCACUCUCCGUGCCAUUGGUGUGAUGGCUAGUGUUAGCUUGUUGGAUUAAUUCAACUAUGAAUUUUAUUGUAGUUAUAAACACUUAUUUUUGUUAUUUUUUUCUACUUAAUUUUGUUGUAUAAAAUCUGUUUUUUGUAAUUUGUAUAAAUAUUAUUUCAUUUUAUUAGGUGCUCGCACGAUGCUCUUAACAAUAUAUAACUUAUUUAUUAAUUUAAUUUUAAGGAAGGCUAUGUUUACGUUACUCAAGUGUGGCGUUAAGUAGCUAUGCGAGUGUUAUUUUAAUUUUAAAACUGUGAUAAUUAGUUUAAUUUUAAUAAAGAGACCAGUGAAGAUUUUGUUAUUAGUGCGUGAACAAUAUAUUAAAAGAGAGUGCUGCCAUUUGAACAUAAGUGAACCUGAUACAGGACUACUGUGAAUAAACAAAUAAGUUCUAUGAACAUUCCUAUACAAACAUAAGUUUUGUUUGAGGUUCAAUUAAAGCAUUUAUUUUGAUCAAAAUAUACAAACAAUUCCAAUAUCAUUCCUGCUUUUGUUUCAUAGUGUUACAAACUUUAUAAAACAUCGAUGUAACUAGAAUUUUUUAUUGGUAAUACUUCUCUUUUAAAUGGGCUUAGCUUGCCUUCACUCGUCUAUUAGUCUUCAAAAAGAACAAUAACAUAUGGUUAUUGUUAUCUUUAUACCAUAGAGCUUUGUCAUUAUCUCCCAAACUUAAAAGUUCCUUAAAAGAAAAAUGAAGUACAUUUCAUUGGGAGAUUUUAUGUCGUCGAACGCAAUUGUAGAACCAUACUUUGUAUAAUACUUAUAGCAAACAAUAAUGAGUGUACAUAAAAUUAUGCACUUUUUAAAGCAAACCACAAAAGACAUUAUUGUAAGUGUAUUAAUAUAGGAGCUGUCUCUAGCACAAAACCAGCUCAAGUUAUCCCAACUGAAAUGCAAAUACAUUUUAUAUACUAAGUAUGUUAUACUAAAUAGAUAAGUAUUUUAUGUUUGGACCAAACUAGAUUGCCAUGUAUUAUGUAAAUAAUAUAAAUUUAUCGCUACGCUAUUGUAUAUAAACAUAUAAAUUAUAUUAAGUAAUCUGAGAACCAUAUUUUGUAUGUACUUGCAAAUUAAAUGAGUUUCUUUAAUAUAUCAUCCGCGUUAUAAAAGCUCUAAAUUAUAUUGUGCCAUUACAUAUAAUGAAAUAGAUAUAAAUUUACAAAUAAUUAUAGCUACAAAUUAUAUACGUGAUUUGUAAUGUUUAUGCAUGACUAGAAAUUAAAGUUAUUGUUCACUAAACAAAUUUUGGGAAUGUAUAAACAUGUGCAGUUUGUGUGGUAACAGCAUUUCACUCAAUAUAAAUGUAUAGUACGCUUUACAUGGCUAACAUAUUGUUUUGUGUGUAGAUAAACCAACGCGUCGCAGUGAAUAUGAUUUAUGUAGGUACCUACUUGUACCUUGAUAAAUGAAUUUUAAAUAAAAUAUUACUC
Molecule: messenger RNA, 5942 nt
Organism: Diatraea saccharalis (sugarcane borer)
Lineage: Eukaryota; Metazoa; Arthropoda; Insecta; Lepidoptera; Crambidae
Source: the annotation of a GenBank genome assembly